Molecule: messenger RNA, 8249 nt
Organism: Electrophorus electricus (electric eel)
Lineage: Eukaryota; Metazoa; Chordata; Actinopteri; Gymnotiformes; Gymnotidae
Gene: pogzb
Product: pogo transposable element derived with ZNF domain b
Biological process (GO): regulation of DNA-templated transcription
Molecular function (GO): DNA-binding transcription factor activity, RNA polymerase II-specific; RNA polymerase II cis-regulatory region sequence-specific DNA binding
Source: RefSeq, a predicted model, not a curated record
CGGAAAACCUUCAUCACAGUGUCUCGUUGGUGACGUACCGGUGAAGCUUUUUGUUCUUGUGUAUCGUUUAGAGGUCGUUUCGCAAUAAGCUUUAAAAUGGCCCUUGGAACCUGAGAAGGUUCACAAACGUCGUUUAGACUACAGGUCUGUUUCAGCGAGGUAAUUUGGAAACUAUUUUAAAGAAACACACCAGUAAUAUGGAGGAUGCUGAUUUGUUUAUGGAGUGUGAGGAGGAGGAGCUGGAGCCAUGGCAACAGAUGAAUCAGAAUGAGCCAGAUGAUUCACUAGCCACUGUUGAAAGCAAGACCUCCACUGGAGGUGUUCCUGAAGUUGAGACCCCACCUGUGUCCACACCAGUUGUGAUUUCCAGCAUGCCGGCAUCCAGUAAUAAUGUGAACACUGUUCCCCUGCUCGCCAGUACAUUGCCUACCGCUAUGCCUGCUGGGAUACCUAAGGGUGCACCUGGUCAGCAGCUGAUUCUAACGCAGGGUGCAGGGGGACUGGCACCUGUGGCUUUGUCCCAGGUUAUCCUCCCCGGCACAUCACCUGCUUCCAGUGCUGCUGGUGGUCAGCCCAUCUACUUCACCACACAGAUGCAGGGGAUCCCUGUUCAGAAUAUCCAAUCAAGCCAGAGCCCAAUGGGCAUUGUGUUAAACGUCCAGCAGGGCCAAACUGUUCGACCCUUCACUCUGGUCCAAGCUGGGACACCUGGCAUUUUUAAACCAGGAGUAGGAGCAACUCAGAUAAUCACACAGCAAGCUCAGAUGAGGCCUACGACUCCAGUUGUGAAUCAGGCACAGGCACCCAGCUCCUUCACCGCUGUGCAGUUCCCAGCCACCCUUACCCUCCACAGCACUGUACCAACCAGCCAGCCCAGGGCCCAGCCUACACCUUCGACUGCAGGCCCCCAGCCUUCCACCCCUCCCAGGGUGCUCCCCGUUAACACAGCAACUCAAAUAGUGACAGUAAAGCCAGAAGGAAACCUAGAUGUUCAGAACAUGAUGAGCAUCGUGAAAUCGGUCACCUUCCCUGCUGGUAGUCCGCAGCAGGCCUUUGUUGUCAUGAGCAAUCAAAAGACUGACAGUGCUUGUUCAGCUGCUGUCCAGGCAGCCGUUCCUAUAACUCAGAGCAACACUGUGCAAGCUGCUUCUGCAGUACUGUCCCACGUUUGCCCACGGUGUGGCGCUCAGUUCAAGAUGAUCGAGGCACUACGAGGACAUAUGUGUUUCUGCUGUCCAGAUAUGACUCGUACUGUGAGCACAAGCAAUAUUGCACCUGCAGCAAAACCUCAAACGGUUCAGGACAAAAGCUUCUCCAUGCAAAUAAAGAGCGAAAGCAUGGAUGUCGGUCCAGAAGAGACCCAGUCCAAGAUUGUUAUGUUGGUAGAUGACUUCUACUAUGGAACCUUUGAGGGAAAUCGAGUUUAUGUGCCCACGGACAACUUAAAAGAGCCUAUAUCAUUCAAAUGCUUCACCUGUGGAAAGAAGCUGAAGAACAAUAUCAGGCUCAUGAACCACAUGAAGUUUCACAUGGAUGUGGAGCAGCAGACUGGUGAGGUGGACACACACACAUCCUGCCCGCACUGCUUCCGCCAGUUCCCAACACCAUUUCGCCUUCAGUGCCACGUGGAGAGUGUCCACAGUGCUUCAGAGUCGACUUCGAGAUGUAAAAUCUGUGAGUGGGCCUUUGAGAGCGAACCUAUUUUCCUGCAACACAUGAAGAACACUCACAAACCUGGCGAGAUGCCAUAUGUCUGCCAGGUGUGUCAGUAUCGAUCUUCAUUCUACUGUGAUGUGCAUAAUCACUUCCGCACAUGGCAUGAGGAUACACGUUAUCUGCUGUGUGUUUACUGUCUAAAGGUUUUUAAGAACUCCAGUAGCUACCAGCUACACUUCAGUCGUCAUCAGAAUUCAACAGUCUACAACUGUAACAAAUGUCGACUUCAGUUUCUCUUCACAAAGGAGAAGGUUGAGCAUAAAGUCAAUCACCAUAAGACGUUCCGUAAGCCAAGUCAACUAGAAGGGCUUAAGGCUGGAACUAAAGUAACUAUAAGGGCUUAUGCAGGGCAGAAAAAAAUUGCAAGCCAGAUGCCUUCUAAGGCCAGUAAAGAUCCCUCUGAGAGGAACGUAAACCCUGCUCUGCAUGUCCAAGCUUCAACACAGAAAUUACUGGUCCCACAAAGCAGUGGUACUGGGAAGAAACAGGUCAGAAAGAUGUAUGACUUUCUAUCCAAGUUCCAGGAGCACAGAGCACUGUUGGGGAGACAUAAGUGUGUGGAGUGCACCUUUGACAUCCCAGACUUUGCCAAUCACUAUCCUACAUAUGUCCACUGCUCCUUAUGCCCUUAUAGCACAUGCUGUUCCCGUGCAUAUGCUAACCACAUGAUCAACAAUCAUGUUCCGGGUAGAGCUCAUAAAGCUCGUUCAAAAAGGACAUCUCUAAGCUGGUUAAGGCUUACAUGUGAAUGCUGCAGCUACAAGACCAGUCAAGGAGACUUGAUGGCUAAGCACCUUGUCCAGUUCCCUAGUCACUCUUACAGUAUCUUCACUCUGAAAGAGUGUCUGGAGACUGAUAUUGAGUUCUGCCAGGUUGAGGAGGAGGUGGAGGGUCCACAAGUGGAAGGAGCUAGUGAUGUUGUGGCAAAGCCUGACUGGUUGUCCAUGGAGCACUGGAGGGUUCCAAGUGAUGGAGGAUCUGUGCCAGAGUUCACAGACAGCUAUGGGCCCCAGCAUUUCAUGGCCAAGAGCAGCGAUGUCCUUGACUACUUCCAACUAAUCUUCCCUGACAGCCUCAUAGACUUAAUUGUGUGUGAGACCAAUAUUUUUGCCAAAUAUCAACACUCUAUUGGCAGAGGGCACCCCACCUGGCAUCCUCUCACAAAUGAGGAGGCAAAGGGCUUCAUAGGCCUCUGUAUCCUGAUGGGCUUGCAGUCUCUUCCAGAGCCAGAAAUGUACUGGUCUUGGGAGCAUUACCAUAACUGUUGCAUCUUCUACAGAACCAUGUCUGCCACACGCUUCAAGCAAAUCAGCUCUCACAUUCGGAUGAGCAGCAUGCUUGCAGAGGAGAAUGAUCACAGUAUGAACAAACUGUCCUCCUUCCAGCCCCUGUUGAAAAUUUUGGAGAUGAACAUGCAGAUGGCCUACAAACCAAACAAAUAUUUGACUAUUGAUUGUGCCUUGCUGCCAGCCCAGGAGAAGGGAACCUAUGGGGAAAAAUGUAGAAACUCUCAGCCACAAAUAUGGCUUUUGUGUGACUCCAAGUCUGGUUACUGUCACAAACUGCUGAUCCUGACCCAACAGGAAAAGAACAGAGACUUGGGAAGUUUGGUUGUGCCUAACCUCAUGGCAGGCCUUGAAGGAAAGCAUCAUCAAAUUUUCAUAUCCAGCCUGUUAGUAAGUGUCCCCCUCAUGAAGGAGUUAGAAAAGAAGAGCAUAUACUGCUCCAGCUCCAUCCCCGCUCAUAGCCCAGUCCUUCCUAGAGAUGUCUGGGAUCAGCCUGCAUUGGAGAGCCCUGGAUCAUUCGUUCAAUUUGAGUACCCCCCACUGCUGCUUACCAGGUGGAAAGAUGCAAAAGAGAUGGUCUGCCUUUCAACAAAUGCUGUGGCUGGCCAACCAGAUACAGUUUGGAGGAGGUCCACCACAAAGGUAGGUGAGCUCUCCACCAUCUCAAGACCUCUGGCUUUUAAGCUCCUUCAGGAUAACAUGCGUGGUGUGGACAUUUGCAAACAGCUGCUGGCUUGCAACCAGCUAGGUGGCUUGGUCCUGGACACAAACUGGCGGCAGCUGUUUUGGUUCCUUGUCAACUUGAGCAUCAUAAACUCUUUCAUUGUACUACGAGAGACUCGGAAAGGCAACCCACCCACGUGGCUUCAGGGUGGCCACUUCUCACAGGCCAGCUACCGUAGACGUCUGGGAUACCAGCUUGCCAAAUGUGCUGAAAGACAAGCUCUCCAAAAGCAAAUGAACAAGGACCGAUUUCAUCAACAGAGAUAUGAAGGUAGUAAAGAAGAUACCAGUACUUUUGAGGUGGUCAGGCACCGUUUAGCCAAAAUUACUUUUAGGACCAGAAGAUGUAAGAGUUGCAACCUAAAGAAUCGGCGCCAUGAGAGUGUGUAUGGCUGCACUGCAUGUCGUGUCAACCUGUGCAAGGGUUCCUAUUGCUUCUGGGAUUUCCAUGGUUUCUCUGCAAAUUUCAAAGGUAACCCCAAAACUGGAUUUGUGGAGCAUAACAGGCAAUAUCUUCAGCCUAUCCUGAACUCCAGUACUUUCGGAAGCUUUCCCCAUGGAUCUUCAAUGGAUGUCUCUGCUACAUCAUUGGAGGACACCUCUAGAGUGGAAGAAGACCUUGAUCAGGAGAUGGCCCCCGUGGAUUUAUCAGAUUCAGAUUUGGAGAUUGACGACAGUAGUCAGCAGAAGGCCCUUAAGACAGAAGAUGGAUACAAAGUCAGCAAGCCUACUCCAAAACCUAACUCAACAAAAACCACAAAGGAAAGAGAGGAGACACUGUCUGUGCGGCAGCUACGGAUCCUGCUUUUUGCAUUGUGCUCUGGGAUCCAUAAAGCAGCCAAAGAAAUGGACACUAAGCCUCAGCUCAUUAGAGCCUGGCUUCGUGACAAAGAGAAAAGACUGAACGAUGAGAGUCUUGGCACUUACAGCAGUGGAGAGGCUGUUGACAAUUUGGUGGAAUGGGUGUUAGUUGAACGUGAGCAGCAACAUCCCAUUAGUGAGAAGAAUCUAUUUCAAAAAGCUUCAGAGAUCCACAGUCAAACUACUCAGAGCAGUUCCUUCCGCAUCUCGUAUGAGUGGGCAGUGAACUUUAUGCUUCGGCACAAGCUUGCCCUGCACAGUGUUAUGUCCAGUUGCCAGCUUCCACGCAGCAUGGAGGAAAGCUGCCUCCAUUUCAUUGAGUUUGUUCACAGACAGAUUAAAAUGCACAGUAUUCCUCUUUCUACUAUUGGCGCCAUGGAUGAGCUUUCUGUUUUUGUUGACUUUGAUGUGCUUGUUGAAAGUUCAACCACAUCCAAAGAGACAGUCUUUCGCUUAGAAGGUACUGGGAAACCUUGCAUAAACAUUUACCUUGCAGUACUGGCGGAUGGCACGAUGUUGCCAACAAUGCUGUUUUUUAAAGGCACCCCUUUAGAGAAUAUUAGCAAAGAGCUACCAGACUCGGUUCUACUUGAGGCAAGAGCUGAGGGUUUUUCUGAAAAAGAAGAGCUUGAGCUGUGGACUGCUCGUGUAUGGCGACAGCAUUUACGCUCCCAGAAUAGGGAUAAGGCCAUGCUAGUUAUGGAUGGCCAUCAUGGUCACAUGUCUGAAGACUUCCUGUCUACUAUGAGUGGCACCAAAACAUUACCUAUCAUAAUUCCAUCUGGGUGCACUAGCCAGUGUCAGCCUUUGGAGAUGUGUGUACGUCCUGUGCUGCAGAAGUUCUUGCUAGCUCGUUGGUCUCAGUUGGCAGAAAAGGGUAGAGUAGCAGAGGUCAAGGCAGCAGAUCUGGUUUGGCAACUUGUGGCUUGGCUAGAGGAGGCUCUUGCUGCUUGUAGAAGGACUGAGCUGAUUGAGUAUUCAUUCUUCUUUUCUCAUGUGAUUACUAAGCAAAAAGAAGAUAAGAAGGAAGCUAUUACACAGUUGGAGUUGAUGAAAAUGCUGACAGAAGCCAUGCUUGGAACAGAGGCAGCAGACCCUAAGCCACUAGCAGAGGAACAGUCCACAGAGAGCAAUGAUGGUGUAAUGGAGACAAUGAAAAAUGCAUUAUGCAAAGAGUCACACUCAAAGGAGGAUGUUGAAGUAGCAGAGAGACAAAUAGUUGAUGAAAUUCAUGUUGAAUCCAGAACAGUGACAGAGAGUAAUAGGACUGAACAACAAGCACAGGAAGGGAUGAAUAAAGAUUUGGAGACAUCCAGUGAGACUUCAAAAAGUUGAUUUUCCCUUCGCCCUUAUGUCAGUCACAAGCCCUACCCAAGAUUAUUAAGAAAGCGAAGCAUUUAGAGCCAUAUUUAGACCUUGACUGAAACCCAGCUAGAUGUUGGACUCAACGGCUAGUCUGCUGUUUGUUUCUUCAAAAGGACAUUACCAUAUCAUACCGUAUCACAUUACACAAAUGUAAAAGAAUCAGUAAAUGCUGUCUAAAGAUUUAAUAUAUCUGUUUAAUUUCACAACAAGGCCACUUGCAUGACUAAUAACUUAUCUAAUAUUGUAGGGUGAAAUGUAAUCUUUAAAACCUGAAAAAUUUAGAAAAUGUAGCUCUUCAUUUCUUCACACAAGCUGCAUUAACUGAAGAUAUUCAUAGGUGAUUGUGACUGGUGGGGGGGGGGGUUGUUUUUUGUUUAUUAAUUUAUAAUUUUAAUAAUAUACAUUCUUAAAGAAAAAAGACUCACUCCGAAAUUGUUGCAAUUUUCAUUUGUGUUUAUUAAAUGAUAUGUCUGGUACAUAAGUGUUUAAUUUCAUCCACUCAGGUAAAAGUGGUUGUCAUUGCCUUUAUGUCUCAGUGAUGCUGAAGUGAUGGUAAUAAUGGAUUUGGAUACAUUUGUGUACUUUACAAAGCAGAAUUUUACACUUGCCUUAGAAUAACUACAAUGCCAACUGCAAACUGGGGGAAUAGGGAAGGUGGGAUCCCCCCCCAAAAAAUAUGGUUUAUGCUAUGUUGAAUUAAGACAUGACAUCUUAACUCAUCUUGUUAGAGUUGAAUUAAAAUCUUUAAGAGCAGGGUACUAAAUACUUUGCUCAGUUAUGUGUGUAUAAGUAGAGUUUUGGAUUUGUGCUUUUCUGACACUUUUUUUAUUCUUAAUGCUUGCAUGUAUUUCUGAGUAAAGUAAUUAUUUUUUGAAUUAUUUACAUUCGUCAUUCGCGUUUAGUUACUAGUUCUUAUGUGUGUUUCAGUAUGUUCUGUUGAAGACACCACUUGGAGUGGUUACAAAUGGUCACACCUCUCGCCUUUGAGCUUUAUUUUACAUUAUACUAUUACAAAAACCAAGAAAGAUGCCUAACUACAGCUUCUGUGCUAAUAGAUGUUGGUACUAAGAAAUAUGUUUAAAUUUCUUAAUUUCAACAUUAAUAACUAAAUUUGCAUCGAUGAUUUUUAUUAAUCACUUGUAUCGAAUCUUCUUUUAAUCCAUAUAACUAUAUACGAUAUUAAUAUGCCCCAUUGUGCCUUGUGCGAAAUAUGUGCAAAACGGCCAUGAGGCCGAAAACAGAUUCAGUAGCUUAAUACUAGGCUCGCUAACAACAAAAAUGCGCGAACAUACCAAAACAACAUUAAAGCGAGGUGUUAUUGUAUUGCUUCUACUUCUAAGGACGAGAGGAUAAUAUGAAGAAGCCAAAUGUGACUUUUUUUAAGUUUGCGUAUUUUCUCAGUAAGCGACGGGGAGGCUGUGAAUAAGAUCCCAGAAACCAGUAUCUUCAUAGCAGUAAGGUCGAGCAUGUUCUAUUGAAGACGGUAGACGAAUAUGUUUACUUAAAAGCCGACAUCGAGUUUUGCCAGAGUCCGAACAGUCCGUACCAUCAUCCUUGGGUUAUCACUGCAGUGACAGGAGAGUUUCACACAAUAGGGUUAUCGUGCAUGACCCGAGAGGUCAUGUAGUCCUCUCACUGCUAUUUUACGGAAGGUUAGCUUGCAAAGUAGCUAGUUCACUAACCGUCAGAAUGUUGAAUUGUACUGGAGCGAUUUCUCAUGUUUAUUGGCAGAUACGUCGAAUUUUACGUUUUUAAUCUAUGUAGUAGGCAUUAUAGUAAAUGGACUGGGGUAAGAUGCAUUACAUUCAGUUUUAUUUGGAACGAAUUAAUGAAUAUAUAAUGAAAAUAUACUGUUAGGGGAUAACCUGGAGAAAUAAUAAAUUCCUCCAGAUACACUGGAGAAAUAAAUUGCUCUGUGUUCUGAUAAAUCUAUCGUUAGCUACUGUUUUCAAAAACUACUUUCACACAAAUGUUGAUGCCCACUGAUUGUCCUGUAAAGGUUAGGGAAAGAAGCAAAUUACUUGUUUGGUUUAUAUUUUUCAGUCUGUAAACACACAUCAAUGUGAAAACACAUCAAUAGUUUGGUGUAUAAACGAAACUAUUCUGUGUUUGCAAUUCUUAUCAAGAAUCACUUAGCAUCAUUACACCAGAUUUGUCAAAAUUAACGAUUCCGUUCACACACGGAUGUUCUGCACGUCUUUAAGAAAAACACGUGAAAAAUGUGGAUAUCUUUUUUUUUUUAAUUUAAUGUAAUUAAUUUAUUAAAUUAAUAUGGCACUAAAAUAUACUAAAGUAUGU